Molecule: messenger RNA, 1476 nt
Organism: Ceraceosorus guamensis
Lineage: Eukaryota; Fungi; Basidiomycota; Exobasidiomycetes; Ceraceosorales; Ceraceosoraceae
Product: nucleotide sugar dehydrogenase
Exons: 5
Coding region: 1-1476 (491 amino acids)
Biological process (GO): glycosaminoglycan biosynthetic process
Cellular component (GO): cytosol; nucleus
Molecular function (GO): UDP-glucose 6-dehydrogenase activity; NAD binding
Source: RefSeq, a predicted model, not a curated record
AUGUUACCAUUCAGCGCGCCUGAUCAGGCGCUAGCUCCCAUCCGGCGUAUAUGCUGUGUGGGAGCAGGUUACGUAGGAGGACCGACGUGUACGGUCAUAGCCCUCAACUGCCCAUCCAUCAUCGUUACCAUCGUCGAUGUCAAUCCUGACCGUAUUGCAGCUUGGAACAGUCCUCCGGACGAGGAGGGCAACCUGUCAAAUUUGCCAGUCUACGAGCCUGGGUUGGCAGAAGUGGUCAAGCAGUGCAGAGGCAGAAACUUGUUCUUCAGCACUGAUAUCGAUGCAGCCAUAGAACAAGCUGACUUGGUCUUCGUCAGCGUCAAUACACCUACCAAAAAGAGCGGAAUGGGUGCCGGCUUUGCAGCCGAUCUGCACUAUGUUGAGGCGUCUACACGCCGCAUUGCUGCAGUGUCUACUUCCUCCAAAAUCAUUGUAGAGAAGUCGACUGUGCCAUGUCGAACGGCCGCGUCUAUGCGUACCAUCUUGGAGUCCAACAGUCGACCUGGACUUCGUUUUGAUAUUCUCUCCAAUCCAGAAUUCUUGGCAGAAGGAACUGCGAUCUCCGAUCUGCAGAAUCCUGAUAGAGUGCUGAUUGGCAGCUUGGACACGAGUGCAGGUCGAAUUGCUGCCGCUCGCCUGGCCUCCGUCUAUGAGCAUUGGGUGCCUCAAUACCGAAUCUACACAACGGGUCUGUGGAGCUCUGAGCUCAGCAAGCUGGCGGCCAAUGCUCUCCUUGCGCAGCGCAUCUCCUCCGUCAAUGCCAUGGCUGCCAUUUGCGAGGCGACUGGGGCGGACGUCAACGAAGUUGCCCAUGCGUGCGGUCUGGAUGCUCGUAUCGGACCCAAAUUUCUGCGAGCCAGCGUAGGAUUCGGCGGUUCUUGCUUCCAAAAGGAUAUUCUUAACCUCGUCUACCUCAGCGAGUCUCUCAACCUGCCUCAAGUUGCCGAGUAUUGGAAGCAGGUCAUUACGAUGAACGAAUGGUCCAAAACUCGGUUCUCAAACAAGGUGGUGAGCACCCUCUUCAACACCAUCACCGAGAAGCGCAUAGCCGUGCUCGGCUUCGCCUUCAAGAAGAACACUGGAGAUACGCGCGAAUCUGCUGCUAUCACUUUGUGCAGGAACUUUAGACAGGAGAGAGCAAAGGUGGUCAUUUACGAUCCCAAAGUUCCACAAUCUCAAAUCUAUCUCGAUCUUACCGAGCCUGGCGUGGUGGAUGACCGCGAAGCUGUGCGCCAACAGGUGACGAUUGCAUGUUCUGCCCUCGAGGCUUGUGCCGGAGCAGAGGCCGUCGUUAUCGCGACGGAAUGGGACGAAUUCAAACACUUGGACUGGAGAAAGGCAUACCAGAUCAUGUCCAAGCCCGCCUUCGUGUUUGAUGGGCGCGGCAUCGUCGAUGCCAAGGCUUUGAGAGCCAUCGGUUUCAAGGUUCACUCUGUCGGGAAGGGCCCCGAAAUCGUUGAUCCUAUCUGGAGCUGA